AUGUGCCAAGGGGGCCGCCUCGACCCCGGCAGCCACCGAAAGGUGCUGAUGAAAACGGGGCUCAUCCUCCUCAUCGUCGGGCACCUCAGCUUCAUCACCGGGUCCCUCGUCCACGGCACCGUCCUGCGCUUCGUGCUCGCUGCCCGCGAUGCCACCUCCCUGCACUACGGGGUCACCAACAGCGCCUCUGUCAUCGCUGCGCUGCUGACCAUCUCCUGCGGAGUCUCUGCUCUGCUGCUGUCCCGUUUCCUCGGCCCUGCCGCCCUCCAAUGGGCGCUGCUCGCCCUGAGCGCCUGCAGCAGCCUCUGCUGCCUCUGCUGCCUGCUGGGGCUGCUCGUGGCCAUCGGGCUGACCCUGGGCAACCAGGGCCGGGUGUUGCUGGCCCCCUGCUCCAUCGCCAACACCGCCCUCGCCCCGCUGUCCCGCGAGUGCCCCUUCGAUCCCACCCGCGUCUAUAGCUCCACGCUGUCCCUCUGGGCCAUCUCCCUCCUGCUCGAGGCCGUGGCGAUCUUCUUCAGCACCCGCUGCUUCCUGCUCAGCCUCGACCUCCUCCGCCUCGGCCGCUGCUGCCGAGGGAUGCUCCGGGUGAAGGUCUCCCUGCAGGCGGCCCCUGCUCAGAGCCCCGGCCCCGGGCAGUGCCUGGCCUUGCUGAGACUGGACAGCGUGGAAAUCGCCCGGCUCUGA
Molecule: messenger RNA, 684 nt
Organism: Oenanthe melanoleuca
Lineage: Eukaryota; Metazoa; Chordata; Aves; Passeriformes; Muscicapidae
Gene: TMEM54
Product: transmembrane protein 54
Exons: 6
Coding region: 1-684 (227 amino acids)
Source: RefSeq, a predicted model, not a curated record